AUGACCCUUGUCCCACGUGCCUGGCAAGGCAUGCAUGUGGGACAAUUGUGGACGCUGGAAUUGUUUGCAGGAUCGGCAGUGCUUUGUUCAGUUGCUAAGCAACAAGGGCUCUACAACAGCAUUGCCGUCGACAAGACACAGAAGCAUGGUUGUUUUUCUAGCAUCAUUAGGCUAGAUUUAACGCGUGAAGCUGAUAGUUCGCUUGUUGAUGCUUGGCUUGAUUCGGGGCUGCUCAUUUGGGUGCAUCUAGCUCCUGUGUGCGGCACUGCUAGCCGUGCACGGGAUAUUCAGGUUUCAGCAAAUGAUCCGCCUCCCCUGCGCAGUAAUGAACAUCCGAAUGGUUUUCCAGACUUGGCAGGACGUGAUUUGCUCAGGGUCAACAUAGCAAACAAGUUGUUUUCUUUUGCAUGCCGCAUCUUCGCUGAGGCCACGAAACGUGGAAUUUUGGCAACGAUGGAGAAUCCAAAGAAUUCAUAUUUUUGGUGCACCACAUAUUUCUUGCAAUUGUGGAAGACUGUUGAACUUUAUUGUGCUGAUUUUCAAGUGUGCAUGUAUGGUGGUUCCAGAGACAAGUGGACACGGUUCAUCGCAAACUUUCCGGAAGUGGCUGAGUUGUCCGUUGAGUGCGAUAGAAAGCACUCCCAUGCUCCUUGGAGGUUUGCUCACAAUCCUGAAGGAAAGCGUGUUUGGGCAACGAGCCUCGAGAGCCAGUACACUCGUCCACUGUGUCUAGCUACUGUUCAGGUAAUCUUGCAGAAAGCUGCUUCCCAAGGUCUUCACCUAUUGCCCCAGACCUUAAACGAAAUCCGAAAGCAUCCGUUGUUGCAUGCACAACAGGCUCAAAUUAGUGUUGGACUGCAGCCAUUUCGAAAGAAAAUACCACCGUUGGUUCCAGAUUUCGAUGCAAUCGUUGUUGCUGUCCUUCAGGACAAAUCCGAAGUCCCAGUCCCUGUCCUCGGCAAGGCUCAAAAUGAUUUGCACCUUGUGUCCGUUGAGCUUCAACCUCUUUUGAUCCCCAAAUAUGCACGGCUGCUUCGCCUUUUUGCUGCCUCCGAUUCUUUAAAAGGGGGGCUUGAGGAAUCCGAGACAGCUGGAAAAUCCGAAUCUGGUGCCGACCUUAGCUUGUAUCCUUUUCGAGCUGUUUUUGGCUUGCCAUGGGAGCCGGAAAAGUUCAUUGAAAAGGCGGUGACAGCCGGUCACCCAGCCUUGACCGACAUGAGCAUUCCAGAAGAUCUCCAAAUUGCCAUUGACAGAAAUUUAGCUUGGAAUGAUGAGCAGAUGUCCAAAUAUAGAUCGGAUUGGGCAAAGCAUUGGUUGAUGAGGGCAAAAGAGCUUGAUGCUGCAGAAAGCCUGGACAGGUCGUCCAGGCCUGAACAUGUGAGACACAGCACCUCGUCGAAACGCCUGCUGCUGACGGAUGAGAUUUUGGAUAGCAUACAAUAUGAAGACAAAGCUGCAUUAAACAUUCUGCGUGAGGGCUCCACUUUGGCGGGCCGCAUUGAGAGUUGCUGCAUCUUUGAACAACAGUUCAAACCGUGCUUGAUGACCCUUGAUCAGCUGGAAGGUGGUGCAAAGCGCCGGAAUCAGGCCAUUCUUGCGAUGACUUGUAGCUGCGGUGACGAAGCUCUGGAUCAGCAAGUAUUGGCCGAAACUAGAGCUGAGCUUGAAAAGCAAUGGGCUAGAGGACCUUUUGAACUGGACACCCUGCCAGAGGGUGCUGUCAUUUCUCGUAGGUUCCCGCUUGUGCAAUCAAACAAAGUCCGAAUGAUCGAUGAUUUUUCCAUCAGUGGCAUAAAUGAUUCGUGCACGAUUCAUUCCAAGAUUGACCUGCACAUGAUCGACACGCUGGGAGCGGUCAUCCGGAGAUAUUUUCAAGCUUGCGGUGCGAAAGAAUGUGAUAGCCGGCUUCUGGCCAAGACCUUCGAUCUCAAGAGUGCCUAUAGACAGGUGCCCAUACAAAGCCAACACCUAAAGUAUGCCUUUUUCAGCAUCUACAACUGCGAAGAAAGAAAGCCCGAGAUUUACCAACUGCUGACCCUGCCUUUUGGGGCCACGCACUCGGUUUAUUCCUUCCUUCGACUGGCGAGACUCAUUCACAGCAUUGCUGCUAGAGGUUUGUAUGUUCUCAACACGAACUUUUAUGACGAUUUCGUGUUGCUGUCCAAACCUGAAAGUUGCAAGUCAGCAGACCUGGCAAUGGAAGUUUUGUUUAUGCUGACCGGUUGGGAAUUUGCCCGUGAUGGAAAGAAGGCAACGCUUUUUGAGACCACCUGCAGAGCACUCGGGGUAGAAUUUAAUUUGAGCAGAUCAGAGAGAAGGAUCGUCCAAAUCUACAAUACGGAACAGAGAAGGCUUGAUCUUGUUUCUAGGAUUUCCGAAGUUCUGCUUGCAGGACAGCUGUCGAAACAUGAGACGCUUGUGCUAAAAGGACGUUUGAGCUUUGCUGACAGUUUUCUGCAUGGCAGGCUUGGAAAGAUACUCCUAAAGAAGUUGCUUGAACAUGCCUACUCUCGCCAGAGGACUUUGGACGAGAGCACGAAACAUGCUCUGCUGGCCAUGAAGACAAGGCUUGAAGCGGGACACCCUGUGCAGAUCUCGGACCAGGAACUCCUGCAAUGGUUCGUCUACACUGAUGCUGCUUACAACAUGGAAGAAUUGACUGGUGGAGUGGGUGCAGUCUUGGUGGACCAAGCUUGUUCUUGUAUACAAUGGUUUGGUUUUCCUCUCAAUGAAGAAAUGUGCAAGACGUUCGGUUGCCAAACAAAACAGUCCAUUAUUUAUGAGCUUGAGUUGGUAGCUGCAGUACAUGCCCUUUCCUAUUGGGGCGAUCUUCUGGCUGGUAACCUGACCACAUGGUUUGGAGACAAUGAUAGUGUGAGAUAUGCGCUGAUCAGAGGAACUGCCAUAGGGCCUUGCGGUGAAGCGAUCAUGAAGUUUCAUCUUGAGAAAGAAGCAAGUCUGCACUCACGCGCUUGGUUUGCUCGUGUCCCGACUGAAGCAAACAUUGCUGACUUUCCUUCGAGGCUUUCCCAACAUCCACUCCUCGUCCCGGAGGCCAAACCCGAGCCUGAUGAGGAGCGCGGAUUUUCCAGAAUUUUCGACGAAGUCGCGUAA
This is a messenger RNA of Durusdinium trenchii, 3114 nucleotides long. The record is from the annotation of a GenBank genome assembly. NCBI's taxonomy places the organism in Eukaryota, Dinophyceae, Suessiales, Symbiodiniaceae.